AUGAAUCCGGUUGAAAGACACCAAGACAUAUUUGAUAAGAAGACCCUUAGCCAAUUCGAGAUUGAAGAACGAGUCCAGGACUUGUUACCCAGCAAAUUAGUAAACGACUACAAGAAGAAUCGGCGUGUUCCUCAUAUCCCUGAAGAACAGCGUAUUAAGAAGACCCCUGCCCGAGAACAGAAGUGGACCGAACUAGCCACAAAACUAGCCGCAACCUUAACAGGAAAGAACAAACAAGAACAAGAAGAAACAAUGGCCCCCCAAACCGCCACUCUAACAGCCGAAGCAAUUGCUGCUGCCGUCGCCAAAGCAAUGAAAGCAAUCACGGUGCAGCAGGAGGCCCGUGCUGAACAAAUCAAGCAACCUGAUUGCUUCCAUGGAGAACGUUCUGCCACAGUAGUGGAUGGUUGGCUGCGCGCAGUCGAACGUUACACCAGAUACUACAAUUUUUCCACAACAAAAGCCUGUGAAUUUGCAGAAAUGUUCUUGCCGCCCGACCUGUCGACGUUGACAAUGCCUGCAACAUCGCUUUGGCAUAUGCCAGUGGCCUCCACUUGGGGCAACAGAACAACUACGCACCCGUCCCCCAACCGUACCAACAGACGUACCAACAGCAGUACAGUGGUCCCGAGCCCAUGGACCUGGAUGCGAUUCAAGGUCGCCGUAAUAACUACCGAUCUCGCCCCCCUCAGAAACGUAAUGUGGCUACUUGCCAUUGGUGCGGCGAAGUUGGUCACUUCAAGAGGAACUGUAGGGAUCGAUUAG
Phycomyces blakesleeanus NRRL 1555(-) is the source of this 765-nucleotide messenger RNA. RefSeq lists its product as hypothetical. The record is from RefSeq and is a predicted model, not a curated record. The coding region runs from base 1 to 765 and encodes 254 amino acids. NCBI's taxonomy places the organism in Eukaryota, Fungi, Mucoromycota, Mucoromycetes, Mucorales, Phycomycetaceae. The transcript has 2 exons.